AUGUCGUACAUGGAAACAGGAGACAGUGCUGCUAUCCUAGCCAUUACGACUGCUACUUUGCCUUUGACAGUUGCUACAGUGAACUGCCAGCUGCAAUGGUCCUUGAAGUGGCAGGGACCUUCCACCUCGCUACACUAUAGCAUUUCAUGUCUGAUAAUACGUUUUUUCCAUUUGAACUGCAAUGAUUUACUUUACUUUCAGGUUGGACCCCAAGCAAUCUAUGUGGUUGGUCGAGACGAUGAUGAUGAAUCAAUUGCUGCUGGGAGUGAAGUUAGUGAUGCUGCAAGCUGGGAAACUGUUAAUGAUGAUGAAAUGGAAGUCCUUGAGGAUUCCAGAGAGGAUAUUCAGAGGGAAAACUCAAGCAGUGUUACUUCUGAGGCAGAAGAAAGUGGAGAGAAUGAUUUUGGUAGGGCUGCUGCACUUUCUGUUCCCCUAGCAGCAUUUCGGUUUGUCACUAGACUUGCCAGUGGAAUAUUCUCAAGGGGCCCAAGGAACUUGGAUUCUAUUGACAUGCAGAUAAAAUCUGGGCAUGAACAUCCAUCACCAGUAGUUAAUGAUGAGUCUAGUUCGCAGAGACCUAUUCCCAUUAAUGGUGAUACUUCGGGCAAUAAGAAUGGAAGAUAUGAGGAGGUUGCGUCGGACGCAACUGAAACUCUGGAAGCAUGUGAGACCCUGCAUGACUUGAAAAAGGAAGAUGCUCUUGCAAGUAGUGAUGAUGGGAGUUGCAGUUUGAAACAUUUUGACAUAACUCAAGAUCCAUCAGACCACUAUUUUAUUGGUGCAAAUGGACAGAGUAACAACAGAAAAUGGUUAAAGAAAGUGCAACAAGAUUGGAACAUACUGCAGAAUAACCUUCCUGAGGAAAUCUAUGUACGAGUUUACGAAGAUAGAAUGGAUCUCUUGAGAGCAGUUAUUGUAGGGCCAUAUGGAACCCCUUACCAAGAUGGACUCUUUUUCUUUGAUUUUCACCUUCCGCCAGAAUACCCUGAUGUUCCACCGUCUGCAUACUAUCAUUCUGGUGGCUGGCGAAUUAACCCUAAUUUGUAUGAGGAAGGGAAGGUUUGCCUUAGCCUUCUGAAUACAUGGACAGGCAGAGGAAAUGAAGUAUGGGAUCCAAAAUCCUCUAGCAUACUUCAAGUCCUGGUUUCACUUCAAGGUUUAGUACUCAAUUCUAAGCCUUACUUCAAUGAAGCUGGGUAUGAUAAGCAGAUUGGGACAGCCGAAGGAGAGAAGAAUUCAUUGUCAUACAAUGAGAAUACCUUUUUACUUAACUGCAAGACUAUGAUGUAUCUUAUGAGGAAACCUCCCAAGGAUUUUGAAGUGCUUGUCAAAGAACAUUUUAGGAGAAGGGGCCAUAACAUCCUUAAGGCUUGUGAUGCAUAUAUGAAAGGUUGCUUGAUUGGCUCUUUGACUAGAGAUGCCUCCGUAAGUGAAAAAAGCGGUCAGAAUUCAACCUCUGUGGGUUUCAAGUUGAUGUUAGCCAAGAUAGUGCCAAAGCUUUUCUCGUCACUUAGUGAGGUUGGAGCUGAUUGCGAGGAAUUUAGGCAUCUCAAAGAUUUGUAGCGAAAUUAUGGUGAUAUGAUACAUUACUUCCGUAAAGCCAACUUGGUCUGCUGGCUCUGCCCAACUUUAAAAUAUUUGAAGGUACAAACAAGUGUGGAGGUUGUCAUAUACUGUCAUUAUUUUGAUUUCUACCAUUUAUACCCAUUCAUUUUCCUUUAAAAGAUGAAUUUACUUCUAGGAGCUUGAAGGAACAUAAGUGGUGGGAGUUAUAUUACGUUGAGAGAGAAGCAACUACUGAUAGAGCAGGCUGGAUAUCCUCUUGAUUUUGAUGAGCUGUAAUAGGGGAGGCAAUGUUGGUUACUAACUUGUACACUGUUUACAAUUUUUUAUUUCUUUUAUAUCUGGGAUUAAACGAGCCAAAUGGCAUCGUAUGAUCCAUGCAACCAACGUCCCUUAAUGAGAUACGGCUUUCGUUGUCGUUGUUUUAUAUAUGGGGAGAGGGUGGUGGGAGUCGGAGUUUGAUUUUCACAGGUAUUUUAAAGUUUUGAUUGUCUUGGAUUGGUUGAUUGAUUGAUUUAUCUUCUGUUUCUCAAGAUACCAUGAAUUGAAUAUACUUGAAGAAGCCCCUCCUCUUUUGUAAUGACA
Vigna unguiculata (cowpea) is the source of this 2148-nucleotide messenger RNA. RefSeq names its product ubiquitin-conjugating enzyme 23 (gene UBC23). Gene Ontology annotation, molecular function: ubiquitin conjugating enzyme activity. NCBI's taxonomy places the organism in Eukaryota, Viridiplantae, Streptophyta, Magnoliopsida, Fabales, Fabaceae. The record is from RefSeq and is a predicted model, not a curated record.